Messenger RNA from Acanthosepion pharaonis, 519 nucleotides. NCBI's taxonomy places the organism in Eukaryota, Metazoa, Mollusca, Cephalopoda, Sepiida, Sepiidae. The record is from the annotation of a GenBank genome assembly.
AUGUCUGUUCCCCUCUGUCUGUCCAUGUGUAUCUGUCUGUUUGUUUCUCUCCAUCUGUCCGUGUCUAUCUGUUCCUCUCCAUCUGUCCGUGUCUGUCUAUUCCUCUCCAUCUGUCCAUCUCUGUGUGUCUGUCUGUUCCUCUCUGGUUUCUGUGUCUGUUUGUCUGUUCUUCUCCAUAUGUCAAUGUCUGUCUGUCUGUUCCUCUUGGUCUGUCCAGUCCUCACAGUCUAUAGUAUGUCUAUCGUCCUAUCUGUCCCUCUCUGUUUAUGUCUGUCUGCCUGUUCUUCUCAGUCUGUCCGAGUCUGUCUAUCACUCUCCAUCUCUUUUCUGUAUCUUUCUGUUCCUCUGCCUUUCUCAAACUGUCUGUGUCUUACUCUGUUAAUAACUGUUUCAGUUUAUCCCUAUCUAUCUAUCUACCUCUUUAUAUACCUACAUGCAUAUCUACCUAUUGCUCUUGCUCUGAAGAUCCAGUACUCUCUCAGUCUGUCCCCAUGUCUCCCUCAGCUUGUCCAAGCAUGA